Messenger RNA from Histoplasma capsulatum G186AR, 438 nucleotides. RefSeq lists its product as uncharacterized. The transcript has a single exon. Bases 1 to 438 code for a protein of 145 amino acids. The record is from RefSeq and is a predicted model, not a curated record. NCBI's taxonomy places the organism in Eukaryota, Fungi, Ascomycota, Eurotiomycetes, Onygenales, Ajellomycetaceae.
AUGGUUAGUCGCUUGUUGAGCCACAAAUCCGUCACCCCAUUGGUAGACCUGUGCCAUUCUGCCACCUACGGGGCCAGGAGGUGCACCAUCCUCUACCUCGGUCUCCUGCACAUGCGCGACAACUUUCGUCAAACGAUUGGUCAAAGACUUGCUGACGCUGUUGUCACCAGCGGUGGCAUCAAGUUGCUCGAGAGUCUGGCGGGGGAUGUACUCUAUGAACAGGUACCCGUAAGGCAACGAGAGGCCUGUAGAACCGUCUAUGAAGAAACGAUACACUUGCAGGAUAUACACAACGGUCGGAUCGAGGCGGCGAUACGCAGAGACGCACAGCACGCCUGCGGAUAUAGCAUGGCGUUCUUGUUUUUUCUCAACCCGAUUGCAGAGACGAAUCAGGUAGGUCUAGGGGGCACAUCGAACAAUCCAGCGCGCGACAAAUAG